AUGGUGAUCGAUGCGCACGACUACACGUUCGUGAACUUCUACGCGGAUUGGUGCCCCCACUGCAGGGCGUUCGGGCCCACGUGGACCUCUUUCGAGGAGAAGCUGAACAGCGCCGAGGAGCCCGUCGUGGACGCCGACGGGAUGAAGGCGAACGUGAGGGUGCUGAAGAUUAAUUGCGUGGAUUUUGAGGAUUGCCUGGUCGGGAAGGAGCUCAGGGUUGGCCUGGACAGAAUGCGCGUUGAGGGUGUGCACCUGGCGUUCCCCAAGAGAUGUCACCCGUGCUGGCGGCGCAUACCACGGGCCAGGAAGAGGGAGUUCCGGAGCAAGUACGGGGAGUCCAAGCGCCAAGCCAGAGGCUUCCGCCGACCUCCAGGGGCCACUGGUCCGAAGCAUCAGCUCCGCCGCUCUCUUCUUUUAACUACACCCUGGAGCUCCGAGAAGUGA
Molecule: messenger RNA, 444 nt
Organism: Prorocentrum cordatum
Lineage: Eukaryota; Dinophyceae; Prorocentrales; Prorocentraceae
Source: the annotation of a GenBank genome assembly